AUGGAAGAACUCCUGCAGCAGCUGAUGAAGAGAGCGGGGUCCGCCGGCGGAGAAGAGUGGCUGCGGAGCUGUUUGAAGAUGCCGGCGCCGCUGCUAUCAAGCCCACCUGAAGUGCUGACAUCGCCGCCGAGCUCGUCUGUACCGCCGCUGGGGUCCCCGAUGUUACCGCCGCCGCCGCUGUCUCUGGAGCCGCCGCCAGCUGUUGAAGAAAGUCCGGUGCCAGCAUGGGGAAGCCGUCCGGAGCUGCGCACCACCAGAGGAUCCAGCAGCCGUUUCCGGGAGGAGGAGGCUGCAGCGCUACCCAGCAAAAGAGCUAGAAGUGCAGGGAGCGCUUGUACUCCUCCCCCGGGGGCGGGGUGUCGGCGCAGCACCAAUCGGAGAAGAGCAGCUUCUCAGAGAGGCCGGCAGUCCUCCAGGAUCAGAGAGUCUGGAAGGCAGAGUGGCAGUUCCUAUACAGAAGCUGUUCUCACUGGUGUGGAACGUCAUCAGGAUGCUGCCACUGAGGAGCUGCAGCAGGAAGUGGAGCAGCAGAUCCUGCAGGAUGAAUUGCAGGGGCUGCCUGUUGAGAGGCUCCCACCUCUGCUGGUUGAGCCAUCUCCGGGCCCCCUGGGAAGAUCACCACACCUAUCAUCUGCUGCCUAUGGUCCACGCCAGGAAGGACAGCCAGUGGUUCCUGAGGUUCCGGGAAUUAGCUCCGGAGGCGGAUCUGGAUGGGAGCCCAUGUCCUCAACAUCUGUGGGGCUUGAUUUGGGACUGAUGUCUGAAGCUAUUGAGAGGUCCUUGGCCCCGAGAACAUGGGCAGCUUACUCUGCCGCAUGGUGGGAUUGGUGGUAUUUUUUAAAUGCUUGCUCAAUGGAUAUUAAAGGGGAUGUUUUAAGUUGCGGUGUAUUGUUUGUUACUAGCUUAUUUAAUAGGAAAUUGGCGGCUUCAUCUGUGGCGAAAGUAGUGGCUGGCGUGUCAUUUUUUCAGAAACUGCGGGGUGAGAGGCCGUUAUCUUCCUUUUUUCAGAUUAAGCAGGCUCUGAAGGGUUACAAGAAAGGUAUUGGUAAGUUGGAUGCUAGGAGGCCAAUUUCUAUCUCUUUAUUGGGGCAGCUUUGUAAAGUUUUGUCUGACGUGUGUAGGGACCAGGGUGAAAUAUUGCUUUUUCGUACAGCUUUUGUGUUAGCCUUUUUCGGGGCUUUUAGGAUUAGUGAGUUAGUUGCGGCAAGCCGUAAUAGUGUGUCAGGUUUGGGUUUUUCUGAUGUUAUGGUGAGUAAUGAUAAAGUUGAGAUUCUUGUUAGGAAGUCAAAAACUGAUCAGUAUGGUAGGGGUCAGGUAGUUAGUUUACAUUCUUGGGUGGGUUCUGAAUUUUGUCCGGUUAAAUUGGUAAGGUGUUUGUAUGAGAUGCAUCCCUCUAAGUGUGGUUCCUUUUUAAUGCACCAGGAUUCCUCCCCUCUCACUAAAUUUCAGUUCAGCGCAAUUUUUAAAAAAUGUUUGGGGAAAUUGGGCCUUAGUUCUGCAAAAUUCUCGUCACAUUCUUUUAGGAUAGGUGCUGCGACGGAGGCUGCCAGGUUUGGGCUGGAUGAUUCAGUAGUUAAAAGAAUUGGGAGGUGGGAAUCUAAUAGGUUUAAAAUUUAUGUUAGGCCGAAUUUAAUGCUGCCAGUCUGAAUGCUUUUCUAUUUUUGCAGGAAGUCAGUUUGUGAUUUGGAUUGUGGGACAUUCAUUUGUUUUUUGGGCUCAGAAGCGAGCUGAAAAAAGAAUAUACUCAGAGAAUUUGUCGUUUAAUACAUCUGAAGUUCUUAUUCUUUGGCAGGGUGUUAGAGGGUUGUGUUGGAAAGGGUUAAUGGAUGAAAUUAAUAAGCUUAUUAAAAAAUGGCCUGUUCCUCAUUUGGUUAUCAUUCAUCUUGGGGGGAAUGAUUUAGGUAAGAUAAGGACCUGUGAGCUACUGUGGGUCAUGAAGAGGGACCUGGCCUUAUUACAUCAUAGUCUUCCUAGUACUAACUUAGUUUUUUCAGAGAUUGUCCCUCGCUUAGUUUGGUCCGGGAGGGACGGUAAAUUUAUGGAAAAAAUCCGGAAAAGAGUGAACAGGGCCCUUGAAAAAUUUCUCCCUUUAGUGGGCGGUUUUAGUUAUAGGCAUUCAGACUUGGAGGGUUUUUUGCCUGGCCUUUUUAGAUCCGAUAACGUUCAUCUUUCUGAGGUAGGGAUUGAUAUUUUUAACUUGGGUUUUCAGAAUAUAGUGGAGAAAUGGCUGCUGUCUUGUGGGGGGCCUCGCCUAUGUUAGGCGUGGCUUGUGGGGUAGUGUCGCUCAGCUCAUGCUGAGUGGAUCUUGGUCUUUAUAUGGUUAAUUUAUUAUUGGUCUUUUGGUAUCGGUUAUUAUGGUAUUUUUAAAUUAAUUUAUUUAUUUAUUUAUGGUUGUUAAAUAAUUUUAAGUGACCCUUAAUAAAGCUCAGCGGCCAUUUCCUCCACUAUGUUGUUGGUGUCAAUCAUUUAUUAGCGUUAAGUUAGUAUUAGAGUGUGUCAUUUGCCCCCAUGAAUUAACCCCACCAGAGCGUUUAGCUUGGGGGGAAGCAUGGGGGCAAUGACACCAUAGGUUUACAUAAUUAGGAUUGAAGUAGGAUCCAUGUCUCUUUCCCCUGUUUGUCUUUUCCCGCCCUUUUUUCUAUUACAGGUACAUUUACCUCAGAAAAAUGUGUUACCUGUAGUCUAGAAGAUUCCUGCUGUACAAGUGAAGAGCGCAGCUGAUUGGUGCUGGCUGUUGCUGGGGGAGAUUUCCAGCCCUCUGAUUUGUUGUUGGUUUAGUGGCGGGAAGCUGUUCCCCUUUAUAUUUACAGGUUCGGCAGAGCUGGCUCAGAUGUGCCUGAAGAACUGACCAGCGUCCCACCCCCCCUUCCCUUAUUUUCGCACUGUGUCACCUGUCGCUGGGCUUUAUUAGAGGGGUAGUGUCGCUCAGCUCAUGCUGAGUGGAUCUUGGUCUUUAUAUGGUUAAUUUAUUAUUGGUCUUUUGGUAUCGGUUAUUAUGGUAUUUUUAAAUUAAUUUAUUUAUUUAUUUAUGGUUGUUAAAUAAUUUUAAGUGACCCUUAAUAAAGCUCAGCGGCCAUUUCCUCCACUAUGUUGUUGGUGUCAAU
Messenger RNA from Bufo gargarizans (Asiatic toad), 3104 nucleotides. RefSeq lists its product as uncharacterized. Gene Ontology annotation, biological process: DNA recombination; DNA integration. The transcript has 2 exons. Gene Ontology annotation, molecular function: DNA binding. The record is from RefSeq and is a predicted model, not a curated record. Bases 1 to 1647 code for a protein of 548 amino acids. NCBI's taxonomy places the organism in Eukaryota, Metazoa, Chordata, Amphibia, Anura, Bufonidae.